Molecule: messenger RNA, 906 nt
Organism: Aplosporella prunicola CBS 121167
Lineage: Eukaryota; Fungi; Ascomycota; Dothideomycetes; Botryosphaeriales; Aplosporellaceae
Exons: 3
Coding region: 1-906 (301 amino acids)
Source: RefSeq, a predicted model, not a curated record
AUGCCCUUCCCCAGGUCCACUGCCUUCCGCUUCGUCUCGCAGGCUGCUCGUCCGGCCGCCCGCUCGAGCUUCCGCAGCGCCGGCGCCGCAUGGCAGCGCACCUCGCAGCAGGGCGCUCGCCGCUACGCCAGCUCCUCUGGCCACUCGCACCAGGCCGGCAGUGAUGUCCCUUGGGCCAUCGGUGCCACCGUCGUGACCAUCCCCGGUGUCUGGUACAUGCUCCAGCCCGGUGCUGACCACGGUCACCACGAGGAGCACGCGAAGCACGAGGAGAAGCACGAGGAGCCCGAGGAGGAGCCCGAGGAGGCCCCCAAGGAGGAGUCUGCGCCUGAGGACAAGCAGGUCCCCAAGGUGUCCGAGACCGAGGGUAAGGACCAGGUCUCCAACAAGGAGAGCGACGAGCUCCAGAAGCCCCAGAACCAGGACACUCCCGAGGGUGAGUCCAAGAGCAAGGAUGAGUCCCACAUGACCUCGACGCCCGACAACAAGGGCAGCGUCGAGGGCGUCCGCUUCAAGGGCUCCACCAACCAGGGUGACUCUGACAACGCCGCCGAGGACACCCGUUCUCACGUCCCCGAUGCCAAGGGUGGCGCGAAGAAGCGCAUCGACAGCGGCUACGGCACUCCCAUUGGCUCCGAGUCGGCCGAGAGGGAUGCCAAGGGCUCCUCGAAGGACAAGGUGAGCUGCCACUUUGCCGCCUCUUCCAAGGAGAGCCUCAGCCAGAACCAGCAGUCUGGCAAGCAGGAGGGCCUUAGCAACACCGACACCAAGCACAGCACCGACCCUGUCAGCGACCCCAACAAGAGCACCAAGGGCGAGGGCACCGCCGAGACCGCCAAGGUCAAGGGCACCGUCUCUCCCAACAGGCCUUCUGUAAGUUGUCCUCGACCACAAGCGCCGAGCUAG